Messenger RNA from Macroventuria anomochaeta, 3260 nucleotides. RefSeq names its product Het-C-domain-containing protein. The record is from RefSeq and is a predicted model, not a curated record. Lineage: Eukaryota; Fungi; Ascomycota; Dothideomycetes; Pleosporales; Didymellaceae. Bases 62 to 3088 code for a protein of 1008 amino acids. The transcript is spliced from 3 exons.
AUUCUCACAUUGACACCUACACUACCUAUUUUGUUCUACAAAUCUCACAUUAGCAAGCACGAUGCCGCCGAAGCUCCAAUUUAGCGACAUCUGGCUGCCAUGCCUUCUCCUUCUCGUUUUCUGGGCCCGCCCAACACAUGCCUUCGGUGCUGGUAACAUCGCCAGCCUGAGUGCCAUUGAGGGGCAGAACUGGCGCCAUGGAGACAUCGAGGACACACUGCUCACCCUGCUCAUCUCGAGUCGCACAGGCAAGAAGUUUAGUAAGAUGGAUGUCAAGCGAGUCUACUUUGGCAACUGGCUGCGCGACUACUCGCAAGCUGUCGAUGUCGGCACCGUCAAGAUGGUGUCUGCUGAGGCUAUUCGUAUCUUGCUCUGGGUGCUGGGCUUCCUGAGCUUUGGAUACGGUACUAAGGAGUUCGAGGUUACCAGGGAUAGGCUGGGCUGCUACCGUCCUGAGGAACACAUCGACAACCCUAAGGACUAUGCCGACAACCUCGAUGCCCGCGACUACGAUCGCCGCCUGCGAGGACCCGUCGAUGAGCGCCGCGAGCUCAGCGUUGACGAGCGCACCGGUCUCAAGAAUUACAUUGCGUCUGAGGAUCUGGGUAUCACUACAUCGGCCGGCAUGGUCCGCGACCUGCUGAGGCGCUGCAUUGAUCUUGGUCGCCGCUCGGGCGGACGUGGCCCUGACUUCUACGAGGCUCUCCGUCUGCUCGGCACUGCGACUCACUGCUUGGAGGAUUACUCAGCGCAUUCGAACUACACUGAGCUGGCUCUGAUUGAGAUGGGAGAGCGGGACAUCUUCCCUCACGUCGGACGCAACGCUCGCUUCCAAGUCCGCGAGGCCCGCAAAGAGGUCUACCCGAUUGUCACUGGUACCUUUGGUGGUGUGGACUUCUUGCACUCCGUCUGCGGUGAAAUCACCGAUAAGACUACACAGUCUGAGCUGCAGGAGCUUGAAGGCGCCAUCACAAAUGCCGACAGAACAAAGAACAAGAGCAAGAUCAAGGACCUGUUGAGCCAGCUUCCUGAUGGCAUCUUCGGCGGCAAAGACCAGUCUGGCAAGGCAGACGAGCUUGAGGAGAACGCCAAUGCUGCGGCUAUGGGCAACUUGCACGUCACACCCAAGGAGCCUGAGGCUUUCACUCAGCAGGUCGGCGAGAUGGUUAAACAGAUCUACCCUAUCAUGGAGUUCCACGACGAGAUCAUGCAGGCUAUUAACGAGUUUGUCGAGAAGAUCCCUGUGCUCCCUGAACUUAUCGAACAAGUUCAGGAUCAGGUCUCUAUCUUCGUCUUCAGCCUGCUCGCUCCCUACGUCCUUCCCAUCUUGAGCCAGGUCAAGACUGAGCUUGAGGAGGGCUCAUCCGAGGUCAUUGCAAGCUCGCGCGAGAAGCAGCACAUCGUCUUCAACGAUGACGAGUCCACCGACCCAACCCACUCCAUGUUGUCUAAGGAUCACUUCUCCAACCUGUUGAAUGAGCCCGCUGGGAAGGUCGCUUCUGCUGUUCUCAGCUGGGCAGUGCCACAAAUUGUCGAGUGCUGGGACGGCCAAGCCGAUCCCGAGGAGACCAUCAGCCGUAUCAUCGAUGGUGUUUUCCACCACCCUGCUUGUUUGCGUGGAAAUGUUCGCGGUUCCGACCAGUGCCGCAACAUCAUGUACGGCACCGUGAAGAGCUGGUGGGACAGCAACUCUGAACGCAGCAAGGAUGACCUGCGUCAGAAGCUCAGCCGUCGUGGUGUGCAGAACGGUGACAACCAUAAGCCGGGAGUGGAGGACAAGGGUCACGGAUGCGGCAAGCCUCUUGGUAUGGCUAACGACUUCGGCAACGUCAAGGGAGGCAAGGGACCCAACCAGGUACCUAUUCAGCAGGCUACCGAUCAUGUCGCUAAGCUUGCAAGUGAAGCUGCCGGAGGUGGUGCUCUUGGUGGUCUUGUUGGUGGUCUUGUCUCCGGUGUCGGUAGCUCACUCCUCGGUGAUGCUUUCGGUGGCAAUGAGAAGAAGAGCAGCAGCAACCAAAGCUAUGGCCAGGAUGGUUCCUACACUCAAUCUUAUUCCGAGACUGGUCACCACAAGAAAUCAUCAUAUGGCGACUCUGAGCGUUACGGUCAAGCUCAGUACCAGCAGACGCAGUACCCCGGUGGUGGGCGCCGUGAGGAGUACCGCCGCCAGGAGCGGGAUCAGCAGGGAGGAUCCUACAGCUACCAGCAGGAGGUCGAGACUUCCAGCUACAGCAGCGGUGGUGGUUACGAGCGCCGCGAGGAGCGUCGUGUGCAGAGUGGCAACGAGUGGCAGUCUGAGGAGCGUCGCGAAGGCUUUGACCGCCAAGGACAGUACUAUAAUGAAGAGAAAGAGCGACGCGGUAAGUCUCACGAAUCCAAGAAAGACGACUCGGACGACGAUGAUGAAUCCGGCGGCGAGGAUUCGUACGGGAAGCGCCAGAAGAAGGAGCGCAAGAGGCGCGAGAAAGAAGAGAAGAAGAAGAGGAACAAGAAGAAAUAUGGUAGUGGCGACGAAGACUCGGAUGACGAUGCUGACAAGCGUCAUUCAGGUUCCGGCGAGUACAGACGCCGCUCUCGCUCUCGCGAGCAGGAGCACAGGCGCAAGAAGAGCAAGAGCCAGUCCCCCAAGCGCCACUCUGGAAGCUACGGCCAGUCCCAUGACUCUGGUGGCUAUGGACAGGAGCGCAGGUACGGUGAGGAGAGCCAGGGCGGGUAUAGUGGACGUCCUGGAAGCUCCGGCUAUGGUCGUCAAGAAGAGUCCGGAUACGGUCGCCAGCAAGAGAGCUCGGGCUACGGUCGUCAAGAAUCCUCAGGCUAUGGAGGCGAUUCAUAUGGCGCUGGCGGCAGCUACGGCGGAGGACGUCGCCACGGUGGUGAGGAGUCUUUCGGCGACGACAGAAUGCCAGGCGGUUUCGGUGGUGACAACGAGCAUCGCCAGCGAGGCUUCGGCGAAGAGCACCACGGCCGCCGCCGCGACGAUGACGAUGAGUACGGCAGCCGCAGGCAGGAGGGUGGCGGCUACGGCCAGGGUGGCUAUGGAGGUGGUGACUACGGAGGCCAGGAGGAGAGCUAUGGCCGCAGGUACUAGAGUGCGGGAGCGUUGAUGCAUCGUGCAUUGAUCGCGUUGCAUUUGAGUAUCUUUGGAGCACCUUAUGGCAUAUGCACGUCUGUUUAGCGUGGCAUGGCCUGCCUUUGAUGAUUGAUGAGAACCUUGAUAGACGUGCAGUGUAGUUACACACCUAUGAAAAGUCCAUUGUACU